CUUCUGUUUUUCGACGGGGUCUAUGAUCUGAAUAUUAUCUGAUACUCGCCUGAACAACGGAAUAAGACCUUUAUGUGGAAUUAAUUGUGUCAAUGAGGAUAUGAAUUGAUUUUAUGAGCUUGUGAAGCGACAGCAUCUGUCGGGCAUUAAGUGUGCGUUGUGUGGUGUGAGCGUGUGUGUGAGCGUGUGUGUGGCGCGGUCAUGUGCGCGUCGGUGAAGUACAGCUCCCGCGGGCCGGCGCUGAUCCCGCGGAUGAAGACCAAGCACCGGAUCUACUACAUCACCCUGUUCUCCGUGGUCCUGCUGGGCCUGCUGGCCACCGGCAUGUUCCAGUUCUGGCCGCACUCCAUCGAGUCCAGCGCCGACUGGACCCUGGAGCGCCGCAGCGUCCACGACGCCCCGCUGGCCCGGCUGGCCCCCAACAGCCCGCUGCCCGAGAGGGGCGACCUCAGCUGCCGCAUGCACACCUGCUUCGACGUCUACCGCUGCGGGUACAACCCCAAGAACAGGAUCAAGGUGUACAUCUACCCGCUGCAGCGGUUCGUGGACGAAGAGGGCGUGCCCAUCAGCAGCACGGGUUUGUCCCGCGAGUACAACGAGCUGCUGAGCGCCGUGUCGGACAGCCACUUCUACACGGACGACGUGACGCGCGCCUGCCUCUUCCUGCCCUCCACAGACGUGCUCAACCAGAACUCCCUACGCAUCCGCGAGACCGCACAGGCCCUCGCAUCAUUACCACGAUGGGACCGAGGCAUGAACCACCUGCUGUUCAACAUGCUGCCUGGUGGACCACCAGACUACAACACUGCUCUAGAUGUUCCCCGAGACAGGGCUCUGUUGGCUGGUGGUGGGUUCUCCACAUGGACCUACAGACAGGGUUAUGAUGUCAGCAUCCCCGUCUACAGCCCCCUCUCUGCAGAGGUGGAACUACCUGAGAGGCAACCUGGUCCUCGGCGGUUCUUCCUGCUGUCGUCCCAGACGGCGCUGCACAGGGAGUACCGUGUGGAGCUGGACCGUCUGAAGGAGGAGAACGGCGAGACCAUCCUGCUGCUGGACAAGUGCAGCAACCUCUCGCAGGGCCACACACACACGCACGCGCACACACACGCGCAGGCCCAGUCGCCCCGCAAGCGCUGCGCCAAGGGACAGGUCUACGACUACCCACAGAUACUCCAGGAGUCUUCGUUCUGCGUGGUUCUGCGAGGUGCUCGUCUGGGCCAGGCGGUUCUCAGUGAUGUUCUACAGGCUGGCUGUGUUCCAGUCAUCAUGGCCGACUCCUACAUCCUGCCCUUCUCUGAGGUCCUCGACUGGAAGAGAGCAUCUGUAGUGAUUCCAGAAGAGAAGCUUCCUGAGAUGUACACCAUUCUAAAGAAUAUUCCUCAUAGACAAGUGGAGGAGAUGCAGAGACAGGCGAGAUGGUUCUGGGAGGCCUACUUCAGCUCCAUGAAGGCUAUCGGACUGACCACUCUCCAGAUCAUCAACGACCGCAUCUACCCCUACGCAGCACGCACCUACGAACAGUGGAACAACCCACCGGCAGUGAAGUGGUCAAGUGUGAGCAACCCCCUCUUCCUGCCGCUGAUCCCGCCGCGCUCCCCGGGCUUCACGGCGGUCAUCCUGACCUACGACCGCAUCGAGAGCCUCUUCCGCGUCAUCACCGAGAUCUCCAAGGUGCCCAGCCUGGCCAAGCUGCUCGUGGUGUGGAACAACCAGAACAAGAGCCCUCCAGAAGAGUCCCUGUGGCCUAAGGUGGCGGUGCCUCUGAAGGUGGUGCGCACCAAAGAGAACAAGCUGAGCAACCGCUUCUUCCCCUUCGACGAGAUCGAGACCGAGGCCGUGCUGGCCAUCGACGAUGACAUCAUCAUGCUCACCUCCGACGAGCUGCAGUUUGGAUACGAGGUGUGGCGUGAGUUCCCUGAUAGGCUGGUGGGGUACCCUGGGCGUCUGCACCUGUGGGAUCAUGAGCUGGGCAAGUGGAAGUACGAGUCCGAGUGGACCAACGAGGUCUCCAUGGUGCUCACCGGAGCCGCCUUCUACCAUAAGUACUUUAACUACCUGUACACGUACAAGAUGCCGGGAGACAUUAAGAACUGGGUGGACGCCCAUAUGAACUGUGAGGACAUCGCCAUGAACUUCCUGGUGGCCAACAUCACAGGCAAAGCGCCCAUCAAGGUGACGCCACGCAAGAAGUUCAAGUGUCCUGAGUGUACUGCUAUUGAUGGCCUCUCACUGGACCAGACACACAUGGUGGAGAGGUCGGAGUGCAUCAAUAAGUUUGCGUCGGUGUUUGGCACGAUGCCCUUGAAGGUGGUGGAGCACAGGGCUGACCCCGUGCUCUAUAAGGACGACUUCCCCGAGAAGCUCAAGAGUUUCCCCAACAUCGGCAGCCUGUGACAGCCCUGACCCCCCCCCCCCCCCCCCUCUCUCUCUCUCUCUUUCUUUGUCUUCCUCUGUCUUUCCACACCCCCUGCUUCUGCCCUCCUGCUCCCUGGAGAGAGAUUUCCUGAUGCUUGUCAGUCCGCCACCAGUGAAAGCCUGUGGCACUGGUUUCCUUCAAGAUGCCAUCAGCCAAUCUCAUCCCGAGCAGCAGCUGUGACAUCACAAAUGGGACCAGUGGUGUCACAGUCAAAUCCCUGUGAUGUUUCAAUGCCAACUGUGAUGUCACAAUGGAGGCAGUGAGAUUGUUCCAUGGAGAUCCUGUUUUGUUGUUCUGGAAGAGAUUGCAUCACAGAGACAAAUCACCAAAAUCACUGUAUGCUGGAGUGUUGCCACAUCACAUCAGAGGGAUCAAACAUUUAUCUCUUUCUCUCUCUCUCUCUCUCUCUCUCUCGGACUCGCUCUGUGGUCUGUCUCUCUCUCUGGCUAUUUGUGACGAGCUGAAGGACUUUAGGACUACUUGGAUGAGUUGGGGACUGUGCUUCGUUUCUGUUUCUCCGUCAUGUUUGCAUUUCAUUGCUGUAAUUAGGAUCGGUUCCCACGGAAAGAGGUAGAAGGCGCCAGGUAUUUUAUGUAGCAGAGACAUGCACACCUCUAUGGCUUCAGUUGCGUUUGAACAUUGUGUGUUCGACUGUGUGCGUGUGUGCGUGCGCGUGCGUGUGUGUGCGCGUGUGUGCGUGUGUGUGUGCGUGUGUGUGUGCGUGUGUGUGUGUGUGCAUGUUUUUGUUUUUUAAAGGAUCAAGAGGAACUGUAUAUGUAAUAUAUAUAUAUAUGACUUUAACACUGAGCUGUUACGUUGUGAGCAGAGUGCUGGUGUGAGCAUGAUCAGUAGGUAAGUUAGAGGCCGCCCCUCUUCUCAUCUCGGCUGCUCGCACACAAGAGCUCCACCUGAUGCUUCAUCAUGUCUCAUGGGUUUGCAUUUGUCACGUUUUUUUUCUCUGGUGUGUGUGUGUGUGUGUGUUAUUUACUUUUUUUUUAUUAUUUGAUUCAUUUUUAGUUACAAACUGUAGCGCCCCACUGAGUUACCAAACCAGUAGCAAGGUGGCCAAUCACAUUUCACUUGCAGAGUUGUGUGAAGGUGUGUGUGUGUGAGUGAAAGUGUGGGUGCGUAUGUAAAACUAAGAGACUUAAGUCUCUGGUGACAGUAUUUGGUGUGUGUGUGUAUGUGUGUGUACCACCCUUGCCUCACACACAACUCUCACACGCUCUCAGGGGCUGCUGUAGACCACGUUUGGAAACAUUUCAUUAUACUGUGUACUUUUUUUUUUAUAUACCUAUGAUUUUUUUAAGUUUUGAUAUAUUUUAUUUUGUUUUAACAUUGGGUCCCAUGAAGCUUGUAAAUUCUCUCCAGAGGUCAGCUGCUGUAAGGUCAGUCCAGCCUCUGGAUCCCAAUUCAACACUACCCGCCUCUUACAGUAUGUCUCCUUUUUUUUAUUUUUAUCUGGAUUUGCAUUUCUGUCUGUUUUUUGUUACGUUAACAUACAAUGUAUGAAAUAAAUUGGGUGUCAGA
Sardina pilchardus (European sardine) is the source of this 3946-nucleotide messenger RNA. It is a transcript of the gene ext2, whose product is annotated as exostosin glycosyltransferase 2. Gene Ontology annotation, cellular component: membrane. The transcript has 15 exons. NCBI's taxonomy places the organism in Eukaryota, Metazoa, Chordata, Actinopteri, Clupeiformes, Clupeidae. Gene Ontology annotation, molecular function: glycosyltransferase activity. The record is from RefSeq and is a predicted model, not a curated record. The coding region runs from base 202 to 2394 and encodes 730 amino acids.